UUUCUGAAAUUAAAGUAUUAUUCGGUAAUCCUGCAAUCUAGGAUAAGAAUGAUAACUGCAGUUACUUCUUAUAAACGGUAUCUUUGGGCCACAGUUACAAUUCAGAGGCACUGGCAUGCUUAUGUAAGAAGAAAACGCGAUCAACAGAGAUACAAAAUUCUAAAAUCAUCAUCCCUUCUAAUCCAGGCUGUGUUCAGAAGAUGGAAGCAACAUAAACUGCAAUUACAAAUAAAAGCUGCGAUAAUAUUGCAAAGAGCUUUUAGAGAGUGGCAUGUCAGAAAACAAGCUAAAGAAGAAAAGUCUGCUGUCAUCAUACAAUCAUGGUAUAGAAUGCCCAAAGAAUUACGGAAAUAUACGCACAUUAGAUCUUGUGUUGUGACCGUUCAGACAAGAUUUCAGUGCGUUCAAGCCCAGAAGUUAUACAAAAGAAGAAAAGCGGCUCUACUGACUAUCCAGAAGCACUGCAGAGCAUAUCUGCAAGGGAAGACUGAGCGCACCCAUUAUCUCCAGAAACGGGCUGCAGCUGUCCUACUACAGAAGGCCUUCAGUGCCUGGAGAGCCCGUGAUGCGCUCCAGCAGGUGAGAGCUGCAUGUGUGUUGCAGUCAUAUUGGAAAGCGAGACGAGACAGAUUUCAGUUUCUAAACCUUAAGAAAAUCACCGUCAAAUUGCAGGCACAUGUAAGAAAACAUCAUCAAUUGCAGAAAUAUAAGAAGAUAAAGAAAGCCGCCCUUGUAAUUCAGGUUCAUUUCCGAGCUUACCUUUCAGCAGUGGAAGUUCGAGCAUCUUACCAGAAAACACGUUCUGCUGUCAUUGUUCUACAGUCUGCAUGUAGAGGAAUGCAAGCCAGGAAAAAGUUUAUGCAUGCCCUCACAGCUGUUAUAAAGAUUCAGUCAUAUUAUCGAGCUUAUAUUUCCAAAAAGAAAUUUCUGAGUCUAAAAAAUGCUGUGGUAAAGCUACAAUCAAUUGUCAAGAUGAAACAAACUCGUAAACGGUAUUUACGUUUAAGAGCAGCGGUGCUGUUUCUCCAGUGCUGGUACCGUUCCAGGGCAGCCGCAGCGCUAAAGAGGGAGGAAUCCAUGCCGGCGCAGGAAUCCUGUAUUAAACCGCAGGCUUUUGCUAGAGGACACCUGGUUGGAGAGAUGAGGCUGCAGAGAAAAGCUGCUGUGUCCCUGCAGUCUCACUUCAGAAUAAGGAAGAUACGGCAGCACUACCUGCAUGUUUAUAGGGCGACUGUUGUCAUUCAGAAUCGCUAUCGUGCAUGCAAAGCGCAAGCCCGUCAGAGGAAGGACUUGCACGUCCAAAGGGCAGUUACUUGUUUACAGGCAGCUUACAGAGGUUAUAAGGUACACCGGCUAAUCAAACAACAAUCUAUAGCUGCUCUUAAAAUUCAAACUGCUUUUAGAACCCAUAGAGAAAGGAAGGAAUAUCAGUUUGUGCUUCAGUCCACUAUUAAGAUUCAGAGAUGGUACAGGGCAUACAAGACUGUUCAUGAUAUAAGAGUAUACUUUUUAAAGACAAGAAGAGCUGUGAUUUCUCUCCAGUCUGCUUAUCGUGGCUGGAAGGUUCGGAAGCAGAUCAGAAGGGAACGUCAAGCUGCAGUGAAAAUUCAGUCUGCUUUUAGGAUGGCCAAGGCCCAGAGUCAGUUUAGACUAUUAAAAUCAUCAGUAUUAGUCAUCCAGCAACAUCUGAGAGGACGGAGGGCAGGAGUAAAGCAUCAUGAGGAGUCUGCCGAACUCCGCUGUGUGGUGAUGACGCUGCAGCGUACAUGGACCGGAAAGCCAGGGAGGGUACAGAUCCAGAAGCAGCACCAAUGUGCUGUCAUCAUACAGUCAUAUUAUCGGAUGUACGUGCAGCAGAAGAAGUGGAAAAGCAUGAGAAGAGCUGCCCAUCUGAUUCAGACAUAUUACAGGGCUUACAGUAUUGGAAGGAAACAGCACCUUUUGUAUUUGAAAACCAAAGCAGCCGCAGUAGUUUUACAGUCAGCUUACCGAAGUAUGAGAGUGAGAAAAAAGAUGGAAGAGGGCACCAAAGCAGCAGUCACCAUCCAGUCUGCACACAGGGCUCACAAAGUCAAGAAGAGGAACACAACCUACAGAGCUUCAGCUCUCUCAAUUCAGAGGUGGUAUCGACGUAUUAAGAUUGCAAACCAGCAGCGCAAGGACUACCUUGAUUUAAGGGAGACAGUGAUUAAAAUCCAAGCUGUUUAUAGAGGUAUUAGAGUAAGAAGACAUAUUCAGCGUAUGCACACAGCAGCUACUUGUAUUAAAGCCAUGUUUAAAAUGCAUCAGUCAAAAAGAAGAUACCACCAAAUGAUAACAGCAGCUGUCGUAAUUCAGGCUGUAUGGAGGAGAUAUAAAGCCAAGAAACAUUUAUGUAAAGUGGAAGCUGCUUGCAAGAUUCAAGCCUGGUACAGGUGUCGGAAAGUGCGGAAAGCUUAUCUGGCUGUACUGAAGGCCGUUACACUCAUGCAGAGCUGCUUUUUUGCCAGACUGGACAGAGCACGAUUUUUGAACAUGAGAGCAUCAACAAUUAUCAUUCAGAGAAAAUGGAGAGCUAUACUUUGUGGAAGAAGAGCUCGUGAGCACUUUUUAAUGAUAAAAAGACAUCGAGCUGCCUGUUUGAUCCAAGCACAUUUUAGAGGCUAUAAAGGGAGGCAGGUCUAUCUUCAGCAGAAGUCUGCAGCUUUGACCAUACAGCGAUACAUACAAGCCAGGAGGGCUGCGAAGCAUGAAAGGAUAAAAUACUCUGAACUGAAAAAAUCUACGGUUGUUUUACAAGCACUGGUGCGUGGUUGGUUAGUGAGAAAAAGAAUUGUGGAGCAGAGAACCAGAAUUAGGCUUUUGCACUUCACAGCAGCUGCGUUUUAUCACCUGUCUGCUCUGAGAAUUCAAAGGGCGUAUAAACGUCACACGGCUUUGAAAAUCCAAAGUAAAAAAAAAUUGUGUUUUAUACAGAGAUGGUUUCGAGCAAGACUGCAGCAAAAGAGGUUUAUUCAGAAAUGUAGCAUCAUAAAAAUCCAUCAUGAAGUUAAAGAAUGUAUGAACCAGCAAAAUAAGGCUGCAUCAGUAAUACAGAAAGCAGUACGACACUUUCUCCUCUGUAAGAAACAGGAAAAAAUUAAUAAUGGGGUCACUAAAAUUCAGGCAUUAUGGAGAGGAUAUUUUUGGAGGAAGAGAAGUGACUGUACGAAAAUUAAAGCUAUACGACUAAGUCUUCAACUUGUUAAUAGGGAGAUUCGAGAAGAAGAUAAGCUGUACCAAAGAACCGCUCUUGCGCUCCACUGUCUUUUGACUUACAAGCACCUUUCUGCUAUUCUUCAGGCUUUAAAGCACCUGGAGGUAGUCAGCAGAUUGUCUCCACUUUGUUGUGAGAACAUGGCCCAGAGUGAAGCUAUUUCUAAGAUAUUUAUUUUGAUCCGAAGUUGUAAUCGUAGUGUCCCUUGUAUGGAAAUCAUCAGCUAUGCUGAACAAGUCUUGCUUAAUGUUGCUAAGCAUGAGAAAACUACCUCAGCAGUUUAUGAUGUAGAAAAUUGUGUAGAUACAUUAUUGGAUCUUGUGCAAAUGUACCGAGAAAAACCUGGUGACAAAAUUGCAGACAAGGGCAGAAGCAUUUUCACUAAAACAUGUUGUUUGUUAGCUGUUUUACUGAAGGCAACAAACCGAGCGUCUGUUGUUCAAAGUAGGCCUAAAGUUGUUGACCGUAUUUACAGUAUUUAUAAACUUAUAGCUCGUAACUACAAAAUGAAUACUGCAAGACUGCUUUACAAACAAAGGACAGAUUCUUCUAUGAGCGUUCCCUCUAUUCCAGAAACUCCUGUGAGAACCAAAAGAGUUUCACGACUUAAACCAGCCUGGGUUUUAAGAAGAGAUGACAUGGAAGAAAUCACAAAUCCCCUGCAAGCUAUUCAAAUGGUGAUGGAUACACUUGGCAUUCCUUAUUAGCAAUGUAAGCAUUCUCAGUAUGUAUAGUAAAAAUCAAUAUUAAAACUAAUCAUGAGUAUGUAAACUGUUUUUAGCUUUCUUUGUACAACUUCUAAAAUCUGACUUUGUAUUAAAAUUAAAA
Molecule: messenger RNA, 4063 nt
Organism: Manis pentadactyla (Chinese pangolin)
Lineage: Eukaryota; Metazoa; Chordata; Mammalia; Pholidota; Manidae
Product: abnormal spindle-like microcephaly-associated protein homolog
Exons: 11
Coding region: 49-3942 (1297 amino acids)
Biological process (GO): establishment of meiotic spindle localization; mitotic cell cycle; spindle organization
Cellular component (GO): spindle pole
Molecular function (GO): protein binding
Source: RefSeq, a predicted model, not a curated record